Hibiscus syriacus is the source of this 1368-nucleotide messenger RNA. RefSeq names its product DNA (cytosine-5)-methyltransferase CMT3-like. The record is from RefSeq and is a predicted model, not a curated record. Bases 1 to 1368 code for a protein of 455 amino acids. Gene Ontology annotation, molecular function: methyltransferase activity. NCBI's taxonomy places the organism in Eukaryota, Viridiplantae, Streptophyta, Magnoliopsida, Malvales, Malvaceae. The transcript is spliced from 11 exons. Gene Ontology annotation, cellular component: nucleus.
AUGUGGUACUUGGAGCUGCUGCGAGAAAAAGAAGAUUUUCAUUUGGGAAAGUCCGAAUGGAGGAAAAAGAUAGAGGUAAAGGUUCUUGCUUUGAAACAAAUGACUUCACGACGGAUUCAAGCCGGGCAGGGUGGAUAUAAGGGAUUGAGAAAAAGAUAUGCUUGUGAAAGUUUGCAAUGGAAUCAUCCAGAAACAAUGGUUAGGAACGAAACUGCUGAAGGCUCUUUGGCUUUACUGAAAGUGUGGGAAAAGCUUUGUGUUUCAUUUUCAUUGUCAAAAUUCAAAGAUUCGGGAAACCAAUCAUGCCAUUAUUUUUCCAUUGAAGAUGACGAGAGUCACGAGACUGAUGAAGCUGACACUGAAGAUGGUGAUACUGAUGGUGAAGCAUUUGAAGUUGAAACAAAGGGGAACGUGGAUUGUUAUUGGUCCUGUAAAGAGUGUGGUGAGAUUUUCUUGUUUAUAUAUGUUCGUUGGAAGAACUAUGGGCCAGAAGAAGAUACGUGGGAGCCACUAGAGGGAUUGGGUGAUUGUCGAAAAUGCUUGAAGGACUUUGUGACGCGAUGUUUUAAUGCAAAAAUUCUGCCAUUAUCUAUAAUUGAUGUUGAUGUGACUAGUGGAGGACUCCCAUCCCAAGGUAUCAGUGGGUUCAAUAGGUUUAGAAACAAGGAUAAUCCUUUGGAAGAUGAAAAGAACAAACAUCUUUUGUUUUUCAUGGAGAUAGUGGAGUACUUGAAGCCGAACUUCGUUUUGAUGGAGAAUGUUGUUGACAUUGUAAAGUUUUCUGAGGGAUUUCUUGGGCGGUACGCUUUGAGUCAACUAAUCCAUUUAAACUACCAAGUUCGAAUGGGUAUGGUGGUAGCUGGUGCUUAUUGUCUUCCCCAAUUUCGUAUGCGUGUUUUCUUCUGGGGUGCUUGUCCUACUGAAAAAUUGCCGCAAUAUCCGCUUCCUACACAAGACGUUGUAGGAAGGGGAGUAAUUCCCCUUGAGUUUGAUAUGAAGACUGUGGCCUGGGAUGAAGGGAAACAGGUUGAGUUGGGGAAAAAAAACCCUCUCCUAGAAGAUGCAAUUUCUUACCUUCCUGCAGUUGGAAAUUAUGAGAAACAAGAUGAAAUGGAAUAUGGCAAGGAUCCUCGAACAGAAUUUCAGCUAUUCAUUAGUUUAACAAGGGGUGAAACCAGGAUGAAACUGCUAGCUGGAGAUGCCAGGUUCUUGGUCAAAGGCAAAGCCAGGAAAAACAUUUGCUCUACGAUCAUCGGCCACUUCAACUCAAUACAGAUGACUACCAGCGAGUUCGCCAAAUUCCCAAGAGAAAGGUACACCUUUUCAUCUCAAUCUAAUUUGCCAAAUUCCCAAGAAAGUGGUGUAUAA